AUGGUCGCACAUCACCCUGGCCAGCAGGUCGGCCAUCAUGCAGCGCCAACGCCUUCUCCUAUCGGUGGACGAAGCUUCACCGACCAUGCCAAGCUGCGCAUCCUUCUCGCUCCAGUGGGCGGGACCUCGGAAGCUGACUUUGCGAGAUGGUGCGACUACGUGAGGUCCUUCGAGACCAUCCGGCUCGCCGACCUGCCCUCCAGCUGCACCGCCAGGCGUCGAGCUGCAGAGAUAACGACCACCGGAAGAGCAGCAAACAUUUCAAGCCCGGCACCAUCGUCUUCGGCCUCAGCGUCAACAUCGCCAAUACUGCAGACAGGCGAGGUUCACCUCUCCUUCGUCACGAGCUACGAUCCGGAUCACUCUUUCCUCGCGCCCUUCAACAUGCACAGGCAAGUGCUCGGUGCGCUCGGACUGGCGACGUACUCGAGCAACGUGGUCGACAAGCUGGAGCUGGAGACAGCGCCAGCAGCGCUCAGAGAGCUCCAUCCGGGUGCAUUGAUACACAGGGUCUUCGGCUUUGACUCGGGAGCAAAGCGGCCAGAAACGGUGGAUUUGAGCUCGAUAAAGGACGCGUUAGCUGCCAAGAUCAAUGCCGCACAGCAUGCUACGUCGCCGAGCUCAGAUGCAGCAGCUGCGUCGACUGAGGCGGAUCCAGCUGCGUCGCCGGACGCUCCAGGAUUCGCAGCGCACAGAGACGGAGGGCUCAUCAUCUUUCCAGCCGUGCGCAAAGAUGGCAAAGAUGUGCGCUUCUACCUCAAAACGCUUCUCGCGGAUCUUGUCGCCAACGUUCUAGAUGGCUUAGACGACAUUGUCACGGGGCUAGAAGGGACACCGCUAGAGACACCAAGGGAAACGCUGGAAGGCAUGAAUCCCCACAAGACCGCCUCAUCGACAGCAUCAUCAUCGGCCUCGACAAGUUCGUGGCUCAGUAAGACGAGUACAGCAGCGACAGAAGCAGCCACCCGAGCCUCGAGCCUGUUCAGUGGCUUCGGCAGCACCAGUAGCAACGACACUGGGAACAGCACGCCAACUGGAUCGCGGCCUCAAAGUGCGAUUGGCGGUGGCCAUCAGCCCUUCGACUUAUCCUCCUCUACGUCAAGCACUUCCUCGCCGACGUCCGAGAACAGCACACGAAGCAAGAUUCUCGCUGCCAACGCAAACAAGAAGAGCGCGAAACGCAUCAUAAGCGGAACGAGCACUGGUCCGACCGGGUCCGGGAGAUACGCCAAGGUCAAAGCGGAUCUGCAUCUACUUUCCGGUAAUCUAUGGGACGCACUGGAAGGAUACACCAGCGCGCUCAAUGCUCUUGGAAAGGAGCGGGCUCUAGCGGGCGGUCAAGAUGCUGUGUGGUUUGCCAGCGCUCUCGAAGGCUUUUCCGUCGCCAGAGUGCUGGCAUCUCGAAUGGGUGGCAUCGUGCUCGAAAGAGCGCCCUGCUUCGACCUGCCUUGGACCUCGGCUUCCGCCAAAGACAAAGACAAGGAGAAGGACAAGGACAAGGACGGCGUCCCUCGACCCUACGCAAAGCAGAGCUGGGGCGAGAUCGCGGAAGCCUACACCAUCGCCGUGAUCAUCUACUCCAAGUGCCUCGCUCCGCCGAGUGUGAUGCUCGAAUCGGUACGGUCGGUGUCGAGCGACUCGGCGAGAGACUACACGCAUCCGCUUAUACACGCAAGCGCCUGCACACAGUACGCGCGGUUCUUGCUGGCUGUCUGGGCGUCCGGCGGCUGGAAUGGCGAGUGCUUCGAUCAGCUCGUCUACGGAGGCGUGCCUCCGGCGUUGGCGGAGGACAAGCCGACGAACGCAACCUACCUCGGCUUGACCGCCAUCUCGGGUGUCGAGAGGCACGACAUCGCUGCGGCUGCGUCGACGGCGCUCUCGCACUCGAUCGUGGCACUCAAAGCGACUGAUCAGAUCACGCUGCUCAGCACGUUGACCGCCAUCUUUGGCUGCAUCGGCUUCUCGAGAAGAGAGGCGCACCUGCUGCGCAAUCUCCAAUCGACGAUUGUCAGCCUGCUGAUCAAGGCGAAGCGGGCCAAUGCACGACCGCCGACAACAGCAUCGUUGCCGAUCUUGCAGCAUCAGCAGUUUGGUGAUAAGGGCGAGGAGAUCUUGGGGAACAUCGUGGCUCAGACGACGUACGACUCGUUGGGGAGAGGCCCAGAAGCGGUGCUCGUGCUGGCGAUGCAGAUCUGUGAGACGUAUGGGAUUCAUGUUGAGGUCGACCCGCUGCGCAACAUCCCGUCGUACCACAUCUUGGCCAAGGCGACGGAGGGGUUGCGCAGCGCCUAUGCAUCACCCAAUCUGGGCGGUGCGGAAGAGUGGAAGCCGUCAGAUCGACCCGCUGCACCGACUGCCGGUGCAGACAGCGAGGUACCACUCCUGACGCCGCUCGAAAUCGCCAACGAAGCACCGUUCGGGUGGAAAGAGCAGCAAGUGGCACUCCUCAAAGAGACCAUAGGCAUCGCCGAGCUGCUCUCCGACUACGUGAGCAUGGCGUUCUUCGGCGCGAUCCUCCUGCGCGACUUCUACCCUCUGCUGGAAGCGCAAGAGCAGAAAGAGUUGAUGAUCGGCACCCAACGCUCGGUGCAAGCUGCUCGCUGGGCAGGGGCUCAAGACCUUGCAGUGAAGUAUUGGGGUCCGCCCGAACCGCUUUGCAGUUUGGAAGUCCUACCGCUGGCGCCUGAGCGCAUGCCCUACGAGAGGGACGCGAAGCAGGUUCUGGCGAACGGCAAAGGCGGUGCUGCCGCAGAUCAGGGCGUGGCGGGGUUGAACAAUCCAUUCUUCUGGAAUCCGUCCGGCGGGUCCGCUGCUGGCAAGGGCAAGGCCAUCGCGGUGCAGAACGAGCCGAUCGAAGUAAUGGCGACGCUGCAGAACCCAUUCUCGGUCGAUCUGCACAUCGAUACGAUCAAAUUGGUCGGCGAAGGAGCAGGAUUCCACGCGGACGAGGCAGAACGAGUCUCGAUCCCACCUUGUUCUUUCCAGACCGUGCGGCUCUCGUGCACCGCCAAAGACGUCGGCAAGGUCACCAUCAAGGGUCUCACCCUGACGCUCGCCGGUGGGUGUACAGAGGAGCAAACCUUUCUACUCCCCAUCUACGACGAGGCGAACUCGAAACAGCGACGCAAACAAGCGGCUGAGACGGACGACCGCAAAACACGACUCAAAGUGUCCGGCCUCGACUCACGGAGCUCUGUGCUCAAGCAGAAAUCCGUGGCCCCCGACACCAACACCGCGACGACCAAAUGGCUCGAAGUAUCCGUCGUACCCGCUCAACCCAGCCUCGCAGCCUACUGCCACGACCUCGUCCCGCUACACGGCCUCGACCUCUACGAAGGCGAACCGCGAACCAUCCAUCUCGAGCUGCACAACCUUUCCCCUUCGCUCGACAUCAACCAUGUCAACGUAACUUUCAGCAGUGAUGCCGAGGAUUUGGCCAGACGGACGCUGCUCGAAUCGGCGCUUUUGCCGUCAGACGUGUACGAGGUGGAAUGGGAUCUGCUCCACCAACCGGUGCUGUCGUGUGCUGCAAGGGAAGCGGUUCGGAUCGAACGGGGGGCGUCGACGAUCCUCCCCAUUCGGGUGACCGGCAAGAUCGGGUGUACAUGCGCGUCGAUUCGGGUGGAAUACGCGUCGGUGGCGGAGGGCAAGUUCUUCGUCCGAACGCUCGACCUGUCGUUCCGGGUGAGCGUACAUCCGGUUCUGGUCUGUCGCAAUUUGACGGUUGCCCCGUUGAGAGCGAGCGAGGCGGCGACCUUGACGAAAGAGUGUCUGCUCUCGGCCGAUGCCGUGCCGGCCGCAUUGCAGGUCUUCCCAGGUACCGAUGCAGACAUCCUCUUGGCGUCUGAGGAAGAGGCGAGCGCGGUAGCGGAAGAGCUAGCUACGGAAGAGGACGAUGCCGAAUACGCGCUGCUGAGUGUAGACGUAUCGAACGUGCAUCGCGAGGACGUGUUGUUGCGGCUGGCGUUGAAUACGGGUGGUGUGUUGCCGCUGCAGCUGUUCCGCGUGGUCAGGGCGGGGUGUACGGUGCGACUGGUGUUGCCGCAACCGCGGUUGGAGUUGGAUGCGAGGACGGGUAGGGCGGUUGUGGGGUCUGCGAGCGGGGAAGGAGGGGACGGGGGAUUGUUUCCACCCAUCCCAUCGCGCAAGGACGACGGAAGGCAGUUCAUCGUCUCCAAGAUCCAGCUGGGCGAGGAGGAGGAGCGCGAGAUGAGGCGUAACUUUUGGUAUAGACAAGCGUUGUUGAAGCGAUUGAGUGGCGGAUGGCGAACACUAACUGGGAGCGGGUUGUGGGGUUCAAUAGGAGAGGCGGAAGGGGAGGAAGGUGUGAGGGGUGGCAAAGUUCCCCUGCGCGGCAUGAUCUCGGGUGGAGGACUGGUGCUGGAUGAAGCCGGACUGUUGCAUUUGCAGAAAGACCCCGUCAAGGUCUCGCUCAGCUUCGACGAUGAGGUGCGCGCCGAGAGCUUCGUCACCGUCACAGCAAGCAUCACCAACAGGCUCAAUCGGACCGUUCAUCCGAUCAUACGCCUCGUGCCUACCUCACCCAGUGGAGGAACGGCACAAGACACGACGUUGUUGGAUUCGGUGAUCGUUUCAGAUGGCACGUUCACCGCGUCGAAACAGCAAGGCGGGCUGCGAAGGGGAGAAGAGAGGUCGGUGCAGUGGGGCGUGACGUUCAUGUCCCCUGGCAGGUACGGGAUUUUGGUGCUGGUCGAAGAGGCGACCGCGGGGAUGGGGGAGAGGCUGAGCUUUGUUAGUGCGGUCUUUACCGUCAACGUGCUCCCGGCUGUCUAA
Kalmanozyma brasiliensis GHG001 is the source of this 4794-nucleotide messenger RNA. RefSeq lists its product as uncharacterized. The transcript has a single exon. Lineage: Eukaryota; Fungi; Basidiomycota; Ustilaginomycetes; Ustilaginales. The record is from RefSeq and is a predicted model, not a curated record. Gene Ontology annotation, cellular component: trans-Golgi network. The coding region runs from base 1 to 4794 and encodes 1597 amino acids.